UAUACGUUCUCCUCAGAUCUCAAAGCCUUUGAAAGAAGACUUACUGAAUAUAUUGCAUGUUUACAACCAGCUACAGGACGUUGGAGAAUGAUUCUGAUAGUGGUAUCCGUCUGCACGGCAACUGGUGCUUGGAACUGGUUAAUAGACCCUGAGACGCAAAAGGUGUCAUUUUUCACAUCACUUUGGAACCAUCCGUUUUUCACAAUUAGCUGUAUUACCCUAAUAGGCUUGUUCUUUGCUGGAAUACAUAAAAGAGUGGUGGCACCAUCAAUUAUAGCAGCCCGAUGUCGAACUGUUUUGGCAGAAUAUAACAUGUCCUGUGAUGAUACUGGAAAACUAAUUCUGAAACCUAGGCCUCAUGUUCAAUAAGGGCCAUCUUCCUUCAGUUUUUUCCACUGCCAUGGAAACCAAAAAUGACCUUUUUUUCCAGGUAGUAUGACAGCAAAAACCAAACAGGACUGGUUGUCAUUGCCUAGGAGCAAAAGUCUUAUACAGUUGACAGUGAAAGUGUGCAAUAUUACUUUCUUGAAUAUUUAUCCAAAUUCUUUGUUACCAUAUUAUCAGUGCUCUUGCUACUUCUGAUUACCUCUUUUUUCAGUGUUAGUGUCACUUUUUUACUUCAGCUAGAACAAAGCAUGCAGGUGAAGUAUGUUAACUGGUUAGAAAGUUGAACUUGAAAAUCAAACCUCAUUUGUGUUAUGUGUCUUUGUAAACUAUUGUAAAUAGCAGAUCAAUGCCAAUGUUCAGAGAAAAAGAGUAAUAUUUUGCUGUAUGGAUUUUUGUUGUUGUUGUUGUUGUUCUCCUGAACAGUAUUGUAAGGAUCACUUACCAUUUCCAUGACUUUUUGUUAGCACACUUACUCAUUACAGCUGUCCGUGUUUCCUGGUCACUAUUUUUGGAACUGGCUAAAAGGCUUGCAGAAAGGCUGCCUGUCUGCCUGUGCUGGAGAAAACUGGUCGUGUUGUCUAAGAACUUUACAAAUAGACAGAGGAUCUCAUUUGUCAAACUGUACCUAUAGUGCACCAGACACUUUCACUGUGGUUAUACAUAGCUCAUUGUUUGAUCUGGUUCACGACACUGCUGUUUUAAUCAGAUUUUAAUAUUUUUAAAUUGUCUUGAAUAUGCUUGCAUCCUCCAGAUUGUAAGAUUGUACUGUACCUUAAUUCCCCAAGACUAUUGAGUGGAUUUUUAGUCUGUGAUAGUCAGAAUAUGAGACUAGUAUUGGAAAUAACUUCAGAUACAAAUUAUUUGGUGAAUUAUGGAGAGUGCCACAAAAUAACAGAAUUUAUUUCAAGUAUUAAAAACAAGAUGUGCAUGUUAUAUGCGUAAAGUGUAACUUCUUGAAUAGUUAGCACUGUAAAUAGUUUAAAGAGUUUAAGUGUUCAAGGUGCCUUUUUAAUUGUUUCAAGCUCCUUUAAUUGACUAAGACUGCAAAGCCACUGCAAGUUUAAUAACCCAUAACUACAAGCAAGACUGCCCCUUAAAGGGAACCUAUUGGCUUAACCAAUAUUCCUUUUUUUUAUUCCUUUUAAAGUCAGUUGAGACAUUAAAAACGAUCUUCUAUUAUUUCCAGUAAUUCUUUCUCCUGCCCUUCCAUUAUUUUUAGCUGCUGUAUAUUUUGUAGGUAAAUGUGUAUAAAAUAAAGUCGUCCUAUAAACAGAC
Struthio camelus australis is the source of this 1662-nucleotide messenger RNA. The record is from RefSeq and is a predicted model, not a curated record. NCBI's taxonomy places the organism in Eukaryota, Metazoa, Chordata, Aves, Struthioniformes, Struthionidae.